This is a messenger RNA of Lactuca virosa, 393 nucleotides long. The record is from the annotation of a GenBank genome assembly. Lineage: Eukaryota; Viridiplantae; Streptophyta; Magnoliopsida; Asterales; Asteraceae.
AUGUCAAACGACACAUCAAGAUUGGUAAAGAAGAAGAAGAUGAGCACAAAGGCAUUAGUGAAGCGUCUGCUAGACGUUGUGGCUGACUUAAGUUCUAAAGUAGACCGUGUAUUACAGAAAAAAGAUGAACCAAACACAAAUGUUGAACCAGACAGAGGGUUUCGAGAGGAGGAGGAGGAGAAAGAGAUGAUAAAUGAAGAGGAGGAAGAAAAACAUUACCAUGAUACACAUUUUGACUAUGAUGAUAUAGGUACUCAUGGUUUGGAGGGGGAAUUUGGGCCUACACCUACGGAUGUUGAGUCGUCAUCGGACGUGGGUGAACAUCACAUAAAAGAAAUGACUCCUAUUGUUAGGCCGCAAAACCAUGGACCGCUAACGAGUAUUUGCUUCUAA